Molecule: messenger RNA, 1794 nt
Organism: Amborella trichopoda
Lineage: Eukaryota; Viridiplantae; Streptophyta; Magnoliopsida; Amborellales; Amborellaceae
Source: RefSeq, a predicted model, not a curated record
GCUAAUUUAUUUCAUGUUUUUUUUAUUUCAAAGCCCCCUGUCCAAUAAUUUUUUUUAAAAAUUUCAAAAUUUCCCCUUUGUCUCCCUUUUUUUAUCUGUUUCUCAUUUACUUCAUUUUUAUUUGUUAUUUAUCCAGGGCUUUAAUGGAGGAUGAAGCCCUAAUUUGCGGGGGGAGUAGCUUCUGCAACUCAAUCACAAAAUGCUAUUCCCUAAAUAUUCACAACCCCUAAUCUCGGGUCACUCCCAAACGCUUGUUUCUUGCCACAUUAUCAAAUCUAGGGGGUUUAAAUUCCAAAAUAUUACCCUUCGAAUUCGAGAAAGAAAGACCAUUCUCAGAAAUAAACCAGGGAUUAAUGGCGAGGGUGCUUCACUGCCAAAGAUUUGCAAUAAAAAAUUAGUUAGGGCUACAAAUGGUCGAAUUCCAGCCCUAGAACCUGAUACAAAUGGCGGAUUAUCCAGAAAAAGUGUGCCUCUUUCCUCGAAUAACGUUCUCUUGCCAUUUUUGUAUAAUUCUAGAAAGGUUGUAGAACACAUUUUCCUCCUCAAAGCUAAAAGGGAUUUAUCUGAGGAGAAAGAGAAGGAUAUGCUUGAUUUUCUAUAUACAUCCCAAUAUCACAUGAAUGGCAUUGUGGCUAUAUCACUAGGUCGUAUUAUCAAUCCCAAUGCUGAUAACUGCACACAUGCGGUGUUCAUGCGUUUCCAAAGAAGGGAAGGCCUUGAAGAGUAUUAUGAAAAUCCUUUCCAUUUAAGAGUUCUUGCAGAAUAUGUUAUGCCUUACUGCCAUGGAUAUAUAAAUUUGGAUUAUGAAUUUGAGGUGGAAGAUGAUAUCCUACCAAUAUUCCGCAAGGGAGAGGACUUCGAAUCUGGGGUUGAAUUUCUGCUUAUGAUAUCAGUCCUUGGCACUGCAGUAGGUCAAGCUGUGGAAGAGGCGUUGGCUGCGCUUCUCAGCCUGACGAAUAACUUUGGUUCCUUGAUUAUACAGGCUACCCUAGGCUCAAACUUCAACCUUAAUGAUAGGGACUACACUCAUGGUGCAGUCAUGCGGUUCCCAUCAUUGGAUGCUUUGGAGAAGUUUACAAGUAGCUUUGAGUACAAAGAUAUAUGGAGGCAAAAAUUUCAACCAAUUACAGGAAAAGCCCUCGUUGUGUAUUAUGCUGUUGAUCCAAUUGGUACCCAAAUCAUGAGUUUUAUUCCCCAAUGCUCUCGAAUGUGACGACUUGAUGAGAUAGCAAGCCAUUGAUACAACUAUUGCCCCUAACUCUUGUUCUAGACUGGCAUUGCUCGACAUGCACCAUGUGUACUCAAUCAAAGUAUGAUUCAUCAUCCUCUUGACAAUACAAUUGUGCUGAGGAUUGGAGGUACUUGUAUAAUUCCCAGUAAUUCCCUUGGCACAUGUGUAGCAUCUUUAAUCAUCCAAAUCAUCCCAUCAAAUAUUCUUAGACAAACCAAACCCAUUCCAACCAAUUUGCCUGUUCAUAUGGCUCAUAUGAGACAAAGCAUGUUAUAUGUGGGCACACAUGAUGGGUGAUUCUAGUGUUAAGGAUCCAAUUUUUAUACAACAUAGGAUUCUAAGCUAUUAUCAAUACUUCAUUUUUGAUGAAUUCAGAUUUCGACUCUUCAAUUUGAUUAGCUUCAUUCUUAGAUUCUCUUUGCCUUUCACCUCCUGCAUUAGAAUAUUUUGAGAAAUCUACUUCUUUCCCUUCAAAAUAGUUUUUCCUUAUAUGACUUGGCUUCUCACAAAAUUGACAUACAUUCUUGUCAUUAGGCACCCUUGACUUUCACCCAAAUUUUGAC